Molecule: messenger RNA, 4570 nt
Organism: Triticum dicoccoides
Lineage: Eukaryota; Viridiplantae; Streptophyta; Magnoliopsida; Poales; Poaceae
Product: putative disease resistance protein RGA1
Exons: 5
Coding region: 465-4022 (1185 amino acids)
Molecular function (GO): ADP binding
Source: RefSeq, a predicted model, not a curated record
GUCUUGCAACGCUGUUGCUUGCUGCUACUUGUGUUUGGCUGUUCUUGUACAGUUUAGGGUAUCAGUUUCCGAUCUCCGUGUUGUAAUUCAGACUCAAUAUUUGCUUUAUGCAUGCGUAGUAGGUAAUGGCCAUGGGAUAGCCUGAUUAAAAGAUGCAUAGAUCUGAGCAUGCACAUUAUUUAUACUACAAGUGGCACAGCUGUACAACACUGAUGCAUGGAUUCCACAAAGCAAGAAUAAUACUAAACGCUUCACGCUGGCACGCGCAAUUGCCAACUCCGAUGUAUUCCAUGUUUCUUUUUGGUUGCAAACCUAACUCUUUCAUCUACAGAGUCACGCUCACCCUCACACUUGACCGCAUCCAGUCCAGAGCUCGUCGCCCUCUCCGCUUCCGCGUCUAGACAGCGUUGAUACAGGUUCUGAGGACGUCGAGAUUGGUUGGAUCCGUCUGACCCGGGCCAGCAAUGGCGGCAGCCGUCGUCGGGGGCAUGGUCGCCUCUGGCGUCAUCAAGGUGGUCAUCAAGCAGCUCGGCUCUGCCAUCGUGGGCAAGGUCAAGCUGCACAAGAACCUGACCAAAGACCUAGAGAAGAUGAAGAUGACGCUGGAGUCGGUGGAGGCCGCGCUCAGUGACGCCGAGAGGCGCUCCAUCACGGACAGCUCGGCGCUCCUGUGGGUGAACCGGCUCAAGGCCGCCAUGUACGACAUCUCCGACAUGCUCGACGACUACGCAUCUGAUGCCGGCCUGCUCGAAGCUAUGAGGAAGAAGAUUAAUAUGCCAGAUAAGAUGAAAAAGAUGCAAAAACGUCUACAGAAGAUAACAGAAGACCAUCAGAAUUAUCGUCUUCCACCAGAAUCUCGCACCAAUGAGCAGCAAGUUCCUGAUAUCCGGGAAAAUGCAGGGAAUAUGGAGGAAGCAGAAAUCAUCGGGCGGACCGAGGAAAAAAUGGAAAUCCUGGCUCGUUUAUCUGAGAGCACCACUGAAGGGACCACCUUCGUUCCCAUAUGGGGCUUUGGAGGGAUUGGAAAGACCACCUUGGCAAAAUCAGUUUACAAUGAUCCUCAGUUUAAAAAUCACUCUCGGGUAUGGGUGUAUGUUUCCCAGAUAUUUGACUUGAAAAAAAUCUGCAACACUAUAAUAUCACAACUAUCAGAAACAGAGAGCCAGCAGAUAACUGAUUUGCAUAGUAUUAACAUUCGCCUUCAAAAGCUAUUUGCUGAGAAGAAGGAAAUUCUUAUAAUUUUGGAUGACCUGUGGGAGAAGCGUCCUUCUCAACUAGAAGAAUUAAAGGCUAUGCUGAAGCAGGGUGAGGGAUGCAAGGUGACGGUUGUAGUUACCACACGCGAUGAAGGUAUUGCAAAUCAGAUCGGUACUGUUCAGCCAUACAACUUGCCUCAAUUGUCAGACGAGAUGUGCUGGGAUAUAAUUAGGCAGAAAAGUAAAUUUGAAGCAAGGGAUGACAAAGAAAGGUUGGAGCCGAUUGGAAGGGAUAUUGCAAAGAAGUGCAGAGGUGUAGCUUUAGCUGCUCAAUCACUUGGACACAUGUUGAAUUCCAGGCCGUACAGCGAAUGGAGUUCGAUCAAAACCAAUCACAUAUGGGAUCUAUCUCCUUCUAUAGAUGCAUCACCCGGAAAUGAAGUGCUUGGAUCCUUGCUGUUAAGCUACAACUUGAUGCCUCCAUACUUGAAGUUAUGCUUUGCCUAUUGUGCAAUCUUUCCAAAGGGUCACAAGAUGAUUAAAUAUGAUCUAAUUCAUCAAUGGAUUGCUCUUGAAUUCAUCGAGCCAUCUAGUACAUUCUCUAGUUGGCAACUCGGUGAGAGAUACAUUAUGCAGCUUCUGGAGAUGUCAUUUCUUCAACAUUCAAUGGCUGACGCUCGAGAAGGGUACGAAAGAUACAUUAAUUGCGGGGUGUUCACUAUGCAUGAUCUGGUGCAUGACCUUGCAAGAUCGGUCAUGGCUGAUGAAUUUAAUUUGGCGAGCCCCAACUGCCGCUAUGCAUGCCUCACAGAUUGCACGAAGCCAUUAAAGUCAUCAAUGACUUCACCUGAAAAGCUAAGGGCGCUGCAUAUUGUGGACCACUUAAGGCCGCAUCCGUUCCAUCGUGAUGCAUAUUCACCAGCUAAGCACACCCGUAUCUUAGAUUUAAGAAGAGCCUUGUACCAUAAGUUUCCAGAAUAUAUUGGUCGACUGAAGCAAUUGAGGUAUCUUAGUGCUCCAAAUCUUGGUUAUGGAAUGAAUCUUGGGUUUAUUGGUAUGCUCCGAGAUUUGAAUUAUCUCAACCUUCAUAGGUGUGAUUGUAUCUCAUCAUUGCCUGAGUCAGUUGGUGAAAUGAAAGGUCUGAUGCAUCUUGAAUUGUCAAGUUGUCGCCAACUAAAAGGACUCCCACAUUCGUUUUCAAAGCUCAAAGAGUUGAUAUAUCUGAACUUAGCAUACAGUUGCCGUGUUUUAGGAAUACCCCAAGCAUUGGUUGGCCUUACCAAACUCCAACACUUGGAAUUAUCAAAAUGUGAAAAUCUCAGAGGACUGCCAGAAGUCAUCGGCAAUCUCAGUGAACUUCGAUAUCUGAAUCUAUCAUGGUGCAUGCAUCAUAUCUUUGAUAGCUCAUCAACCGAUCAAAGCGAGAAGUUCAUUGACUGUAUUUGUACGCUUCCCAAUAUUGAGCACCUGGACCUGUCUAUUAAUGGCUAUCCUCUUACUAGUAUACCAGAAAGUGCUAGACGCCUCCGAAAGCUGGUACUUAGGGGGUGCAAGAAAGUUGCCAGGCUUCCAGAAUGUGUGGCUAAAAUGGACCGUGAAAGCCUUUUUGGCUUGUUGCCAAUAUUUCCUGUAACUGUAGAUGAUAGUAAAUGUUACACCAACCUUGGCUUGCUUGAGCAUGUAAAUCCUGAUAGGCUGGGCAUUGAGGGACUUGAAAAGGUGAAGUCCCGAGAAGAGGCGCGGAGUGUAAAACUGACUGAAAAACAGAGGAUUGAAGAAUUGUCGUUAGUGUGGAACACAGAAGCUAAAAGAUCCGUGGAUGACAUGGAGUUGCUGAGGGAGCUAAUGCCACCAAUCACUUUGCAGAAGUUUGGGAUAUAUGGUUAUAUUAGUGACAGAUUUCCAGACUGGCUAAUGAGUAUUGGCAAUUAUCUCCCUAAUGUUGUCGAAAUGGAGAUGUUUGAUUUGCCCAACUGCAACAGUUUUCCACCCCUCGCCCAACUACCACCAAACCUCCGGGUGCUUACUCUGAAACGCAUGAAAAGCCUGGAAGAAUGGAACACGACACUCUCUAUUGGUGAGGAUGAGCUCAUGUUCCAUAAGCUUGAGGAAGUGAAUAUAGAUGGUUGCCCUAAGUUGAGGAUAAAACCACACCUUCCUAGAGCUGCAUCUUGGAGUAUAAAGGGAAGUGAUAAUGUGCUCACAUCAUGGGCAGAGAGCGUGUCACACAAUGAUGCUUCCUCAUAUUCUUCUCCCGUAGGAGUGUCUACUUAUUUGACAGUUGAAACUCAGGAGGUUCCUCUGCAUCAGUGGAGAUUGCUUCACCAUCUACCGGCCAUCAGUAAGUUGCAUAUACAAGGUUGUUGUGAUUUGACAAGCUCACAAGAGGUCGGUUGCGCCGUCCAGUCCCUCAAAUCACUGGCAUUGCAGCACUUGGCCCAAUCAGAACUGCCCGAAUGGGUAGGUGAGUUGUCGUCUCUUCAGCAACUGGUGAUAGCGCACUGCAAGAAGCUAGAGGAAUUGCCCGAUAGCAUCAGGCAACUCAAACAGUUGCAAACAUUAGCAGUGCUUAUGUGUGAUAGCUUCAGACGGCUGCCAUUGUGGUUGGGAGAACUUACCUCUCUCAAGAAACUUACAAUUUUGAACUGUUGUGCUAUUACGACUCUGCCAAACAGCAUACAAGAACUCACAAACCUCCAAGAAUUGGGAAUUAACCACUGCCCUAACUUAGAGCAGUGGUGUGAAGCAAAGGAGAACAAGACGAAGCUUGCUCACAUAGAACACAAGAUGAUCUAUUUUCUGCCGAAGUGGGCUGCCAGCCACUGAUGUUCCCCACUACAGUGGCCCUUGCUGCGAACGAAAAUAAGAAAGUGAUGCUGGAGAAAAGAAAGCUGAGGCGCGAAUCAUGAUAGGCCGUUCGAUCGACUCGGUUGAGCCCACGUCCACCUGAAUGAAAACUCCGUAGUAAUUACUGCCACGCGGUUCUAACCUACUCAUGGUAUGUAAAUCUACAUGCCCUGAAUUUAAAAAGUCUCUAGCGUAUUGCAAGCAGACAUAUAAGAAGUCAAAGUGUGGGGAUAAUUACAUGUUACCUUCGUUAGUAGAUAUUGUGCUACUUUGUUAUCUGCUCCCUUGACAAAGAAAAUAUGAUUCAAGUCUCUAGGAAAGAGUGCUUCUUGCUUGGUUAUUAGUUCUGUAGUCAGAGGUCUAUAGCUGUUUGGCUUCCUUGACUCUGCAAGUAGGUAAAAUAGUCUGAACCUUAAUUACACUGACGAUUCCAUAUUCAGAGUAAUGUAUUCUUUCUUGUUUUAUUGGAUAUACGAGAAAUUACAAUAUCUUGUCAAGCCAACAUGGCAUGACAAAUGCGCACCACG